This is a messenger RNA of Sorex fumeus (smoky shrew), 2492 nucleotides long. RefSeq names its product zinc finger protein 875-like. Gene Ontology annotation, biological process: regulation of transcription by RNA polymerase II. The record is from RefSeq and is a predicted model, not a curated record. Gene Ontology annotation, molecular function: RNA polymerase II cis-regulatory region sequence-specific DNA binding; DNA-binding transcription activator activity, RNA polymerase II-specific. Bases 211 to 1785 code for a protein of 524 amino acids. Gene Ontology annotation, cellular component: nucleus. NCBI's taxonomy places the organism in Eukaryota, Metazoa, Chordata, Mammalia, Eulipotyphla, Soricidae. The transcript is spliced from 5 exons.
GAUCAUGGGGCGUCUGAGAGCCAAAAAAGAGAUAUUUCGUGACAACAAGAAGAAGGUGUAAUCAUCACCUUCACAUUUUCAGAAGUGUUUCAGCCAAACUUUUGCUCCUUACCUGAGGCUUUCGUGGUAUUUGGAGAUGUCGCUGUGGACUUCACCCAGGAGGAGUGGCGAUUGUUGAGCCCUACACAGAGAACCUUGUACAGAGAAGUGAUGCUGGAGACAUAUGACCAUCUGGCCUCGCUGGAAAUACCAUUUUCCAAACCAAAGGUCAUUUCUCAGCUGGAGUAUGGGGAAGAGCGCUGGUUAGAGGAGAGUCAGCCUCCUGUGAGCCUUCCAGGGAAGUGUUGCCCAGAAGAUCAGAAACAGCAACAGGAACUCUUUAAACAAGCCUGCUCUAGUGACAAAGCAGAAAUUCAAGAGAGAAAAGACUCCAAGCUUUUAUUUGGGAAAGUACACAAAAGCAGCACUUCAAAGGAAUUCUGCAGCUCACCUGAUGAACAGCCAAUAAGGUUUGAGAAGGACAAUGCAGUGGAGAAUUUAGGGCUCAGCCUUGACCAGAGGACCAACCUCACAGAACUAGACAAAGUACUGCAUGGCUUAGAAGAAUCAGGAUUUGGAGCAAUAAAAUACAGAGAGUUUGGUCUAAGAUUUAUCAAGGAGUCAAACCUACUCAGUCUCCAGAAGACACACACAGAGUGGGGACAGUGCUUUGACAAUAUGCCAGAACUCAUCAAAAACGAAAGGACAUGCCCUGGGGGAAAGCCCUAUGUGUGUAGGGAAUGCGGUCAAAGUUUUACCUGGAAAUCAAAUUUCUUUGCACACCAGAGGAUACACUCAGCGGUCAAACCUUAUGUGUGCAAGGAAUGUGGACAGAGCUUUAGCCUGAAAUCGAACCUCAUUACACACCAGAAGGCACACUUUGGGGAGAAGCCUUACAUUUGUAGGGAAUGUGGGUGUGGUUUUCGCCAGCAUUCACACCUCAUUCGACAUAAGAAGAUCCAUUCAGGAGAGAAGACUUAUGUUUGCAGAGAAUGUGAGCAAAGCUUUAGCCAGAAGUCACACCUCGUUAGUCAUGUAAGGACACACACAGGAGAGAAACCUUAUUUAUGUACAGAAUGUGGGCGUCACUUUAGCUGGAAGUCCAACCUAAAGACACACCAACGGUUACACUCGGGCCUUAAACCUUUCAUGUGUCUGGAGUGUGGUCAGCACUUUAGCUUGAAGUCAAACCUCAAGAAACAUCAGAGAUCACACACUGGAGAGAAGCCAUUUGUAUGCAGAGAGUGUGGGCGAGCCUGCACCCGGAAAUCAACCCUCAUCUCACACCAGAGGAUCCACUCCGGGGAGAAGCCAUUUAUCUGCAGGGAGUGUGGCCGAGGCUUUAAUCAUAAGUCAGGUCUCAUCUCACACCAGAGGACACAUUCAGGCGAGAAGCCUUUUGUAUGCAGGCAGUGUGGUAGAAGCUUUAACCAGAAGCAAAACCUAUUCAGACAUAGGAGGACACACACUGAUGAUAGGGCCUUCGUGUGCAGAGAGUGUGGGCAAGGUUUCUCUGAUAAGGUAACUCUCAUUACACACCAGGACACCCAUUUUGGGGGGAAGCCUCAUGUGUGCAGCGAAUGUGGGCAAGGCUUUAGCAGGCAGUCACACCUUAUUCGCCACCAGAGGAUGCAUACAGGAGAAAAGCCUUUCGUUUGCAGGAAAUGUGGUCGAGGCUUUAGUCAGAAAUCAAACCUCGGCAGACAUAUUAAAGGACACACGCAGGAUGAAAACCUUGUGAAAUGAAACCAUUAACCAGGAGUCAGCUCCAUAUAUUUGAGGGGAUACCUAGAGCUGUGGCUUAAUCACAUUAGCAGUUGCCACAUAUCAGAAUAGAGACAUACUAUAUGUGAGGGUUAUGCACACAGUACUGUAAUAGUGAGGCUCACUCUGAAGAACUGCCGGCCUCUUUUCUCUGACUUGGUGAUUGUGGGAGGUUUCUCAGGUAAAUUGAUGGAGUUGUUUCUAAAUAAGUUGAAUUUAGUAAAUUGGGAUUAUUUUAAUGCCAAAGUACACUUGAACACUCCAUCCACAGUAAUCUUAAUGUGAGUGAACAAUAUUAGAGCUGGUCUCAAAUUUCAAAAACAAGGUACUUAAGGGUCUGGAGUGAUGAUAGUCCAGCAGAUAGGACCUUUGCCUCGCACUCAGACAACCUGGAUUUGAUCCUCACUACCCCAUAUGGUUCCCUGAACGAGGUACUUAACAGAAAUCAAGAUUGUGUCAAUCUUGCUUCUGCUUCCCCAGAGCAUGACAGCAGUCAGCUUCAGGAAGUGUUUGGGAAAUGUUGAGUUCAUGGAAACAGAUAAUAUGUAGAUUAACACAUACUAUCUAUAAAUAACUGAUAGGUGAGAAGGAUUGUAAUUAGCCUAGCUUUAGGUUUGAAAAACAGACUGAUUCUAGGUUUGAAGAAAAUAAAUCUUUUUUUUGCAUUAAAAUAAUUAUUAAUCAUUGUG